Messenger RNA from Fukomys damarensis (Damara mole-rat), 1578 nucleotides. It is a transcript of the gene Tmem120b, whose product is annotated as transmembrane protein 120B. Gene Ontology annotation, cellular component: nuclear inner membrane. The record is from RefSeq and is a predicted model, not a curated record. Gene Ontology annotation, biological process: fat cell differentiation. Lineage: Eukaryota; Metazoa; Chordata; Mammalia; Rodentia; Bathyergidae. Bases 1 to 981 code for a protein of 326 amino acids. The transcript is spliced from 12 exons.
AUGGUGGUGGUGGUGGCAGCAGUGGUGAAGGAGACUCACAGGAUCUACAGACAGAAGUUGGAGGAACUGACCGCCUUACAGACCCUGUGUAGCGGGUCCAUCAACAAACAGAAGAAGCGCCUCAAGGACUUGCGGCUGGAGCUCCAAAGGUACAAGCGCCAUGCAGGUCGGGAGGAGGUGGAGCUGGUCCAGCAGAUGGGCGCACACAUCAAGGAGCGGCAGAACGUCUUCUUUGACAUGGAGGCCUACCUGCCCAAGAAGAAUGGGAUCUACUUAAACCUGGUCCUCGGCAAUGUGAAUGUGACCCUGCUCAGCAACCAGGCCAAGUUUGCCUACAAGGACGAGUAUGAGAAGUUCAAGCUCUACCUGACCAUAAUCCUGCUCCUGGGGGCUGUGGCCUGUCGCUUCGUCCUUCACUACAGGGUAACAGAUGAAGUCUUCAACUUCCUGCUGGUAUGGUAUUACUGCACCCUGACCAUCCGCGAGAGCAUCCUCAUCAGCAACGGCUCCAGAAUUAAAGGCUGGUGGGUGUCACACCAUUACGUGUCCACGUUCCUGUCGGGAGUAAUGCUGACUUGGCCUAAUGGACUCAUUUAUCAGAAGUUUCGCAAUCAGUUCUUAGCGUUUUCAAUUUUCCAGAGUUGUGUGCAGUUCUUGCAGUACUACUACCAGCGGGGCUGCCUCUACCGGCUGCGGGCCCUGGGCGAGCGGAACCACCUGGACCUCACAGUCGAAGGGUUCCAGUCCUGGAUGUGGCGGGGCCUCACCUUCCUCCUGCCCUUCCUCUUCUGCGGCCACUUCUGGCAGCUGUACAACGCCGUCACAUUGUUCGAGCUCUCCACGCAUGAGGAAUGCAGAGAAUGGCAGGUGUUCGUGCUGGCGCUCACCUUCCUCGUCCUCUUCCUGGGCAACUUCCUGACCACGCUCAAGGUUGUGCACGCCAAACUCCAGCAGAACAGAAACAAAAUGAAGAAGCCGUAGCCUCGGUCCGAGCCAAGAGUGAGACUGAGAGGCUGCGAGCCUUGGACUCGAGGGCCCCGGCCCAGCUCGGAGGUCCUGGGCUUCCUGGGGGCCGGGGCAGCAGCAUCUCAGGGGCCAGCACGGUGCUGGAGAGCUUCCCCCGACGCGGAAUGUGACGGCGCCGUCCUCGCAGUAUUAGCCCUAUUUAUGACAUAUUUAAUGCCAGGUCCCCGUGCCCCCACAGCUGCUCUCGGCACAGCCCGAGUCCAGGUCAGUCUUCCCGGAGAGGGGCCCGAGCCUCAGGGAGCCCCUCUGUACCCAUGCCUGCCCUUGAACCUUCACGGUGGGUUCCGAUGUGCCUCUCAGCUUGGAUUUCUUCUGCCCUGCCACCUACGGUGUCCAGGUGCCAGGACGGUGACACCUCCAGCAUCGCGUGGCCCCCACUACAGGGCGGGUUUAUUUAAGUUCUCAGAGAACCACAGCCUGUCUCUUGUGCUCUUCCUGUUUCCUGAGACUCCCCCACCUGCUGGCCGUGAGGUGGCCUGAAAAGGGAGGUUUUAGGGAAGGCUACCACCAGGGGGCGCCCCAGCCUCAGAGUUCAGCAACUGCCGGUUUUGA